AUGCCUUCCCUCCUGCUGGUGGUGUUUCUCGUCGAGCUGGCCAUUCAGGUGGUCAACUCGCUCGGGGCCGAUACGAUUUCGAAUGCUCUCUGGAAGGUCUACUGCUGCAUCCCAUCGCGGCGCUCAGCCGUCACCGAAGAGCAGCGGAAGCUGCAGCUUGAUUAUCUUGAACUGCGUCGCGAGCUGCAUGCGACCAGCAGCCAGGACGAGUUUGCCAAAUGGGCGCGGCUGAGACGGCAGCACGACAAGCUGUUGGAGCAGCUGGAGGCAAAAAAAUCGUCUCUCGACACCGGCCGCCGGUCCUUUGACUCGGUCGUCACGGUCUCCCGGCUCGUGCUCACGCGCGGACUGCAGUACUUUUUGCCGUUCUGGUUCGCCCGGGCGCCCAUGUUCUGGCUGCCCCACGGCUGGUUCCCCGGCUACGCCGAGUGGCUGCUGGCGUUUCCUCGAGCGCCCCGCGGCAGCGUCAGCAUCACGUCGUGGCAGCUGGCCUGUCUGGGCGUGCUGGUGCUGCUGCGCGACACGGUGCAGGCGCUGCUGGCGCUCUCGGCAACGACGGAGACGAAGGACAAGACGCCGGCGGCCAGAGAGAGCCCGGUGGCCGCGCAGAAGGCGGGCUAG
This is a messenger RNA of Grosmannia clavigera kw1407, 621 nucleotides long. Its product is annotated as chd5 domain containing protein. The record is from RefSeq and is a predicted model, not a curated record. The coding region runs from base 1 to 621 and encodes 206 amino acids. Lineage: Eukaryota; Fungi; Ascomycota; Sordariomycetes; Ophiostomatales; Ophiostomataceae. Gene Ontology annotation, biological process: tail-anchored membrane protein insertion into ER membrane. Gene Ontology annotation, cellular component: GET complex. The transcript is spliced from 3 exons.